Messenger RNA from Abrus precatorius (Indian licorice), 503 nucleotides. RefSeq lists its product as uncharacterized. Bases 115 to 306 code for a protein of 63 amino acids. The record is from RefSeq and is a predicted model, not a curated record. Lineage: Eukaryota; Viridiplantae; Streptophyta; Magnoliopsida; Fabales; Fabaceae. The transcript is spliced from 3 exons.
CACGAGAGGGGAGAAGAGAGUGAAAGACCCAAAAAAUCGAGUGAGCCAUUUACUUAAACGAAGCUAAGAAAUCAGAAGUGAGGAAGGAAAUCGAAAUCGAAAUCUUACUCGAAAAUGGCAGUGAUGGAGAAAUUGAAGAUGUUCGUUGUUCAAGAGCCAGUUGUCGCUGCUUCCUGUCUCAUCGCUGGCUUUGGUCUUUUUCUUCCUGCUGUUGUGAGGCCCAUGUUGGAUUCAUAUCAGGCAACCAAGCAAACUCCUCAACCUGCUCUAAGCGACGUCGUUGCAGGUAUGACUGGUAAAAAGUAAAGGUGACUUGUGAUUUAAGAGCAAAUUUGCCAACUUCUUUGUUUGAACUUAUUUUAAUUCUCAAUGUGCAAGAAAUAAGAGUACUGGAUCUUGGAUUUAGCUUCCCUUUCUGACGAUCUAUCUGUUCCGGAAUCAUUUACUGGUUUCAUAUCUUGUUAAGUUAGAUUAGGUGUUGGGUUGAAUAGCAGUUUAUCUGC